Falco peregrinus (peregrine falcon) is the source of this 1175-nucleotide messenger RNA. It is a transcript of the gene BTBD19, whose product is annotated as BTB domain containing 19. NCBI's taxonomy places the organism in Eukaryota, Metazoa, Chordata, Aves, Falconiformes, Falconidae. The record is from RefSeq and is a predicted model, not a curated record. Gene Ontology annotation, molecular function: protein binding.
AUGGGCCAUGUCGUACAGCGCGGCAGCCUCCUCCCAGCAGCCUCCCCAGGCCGGCCUGCCUCCGGCCUGCCUCGCCUGCCUCCGGCCUGCCUCCCGCCUGCCUGCGCCGCCUUCCUCCGCCCCUCCCCAAGGCAGCCCAUGGCCGGACUCUGCUCGGCGCAGCUGCAGGGCGAAGCGGCAGCCUUCACCGCCGCCCUCCGCACUCUGGUCAACAACCCCCAGUUCAGCGAUGUAACGUUCGUGGUGGGUCAGGAGCAGCAGAAGGUGUUUGCACACCGCUGUGUGCUGGCGUGCCGCUGCCAGGCUUUCCAGGGGAUGCUCAGCCAGGGGCCGGUGGACAGUGAGGAGUCCCCCAGCAACAUCCCACCCCAGGGCCCCUUCAUCCUGGGAAAUGUGCAGCCUGAGGUCUUCCUGGCCGUCAUCGAGUUCCUCUACACUAACAGCGUCACUCUCAACAGCUGCAUUGCGCUGGAGGUGCUGACCUCGUCGGUGGAGUAUGGCCUGCAGGACCUGUGCAAGCUCUGUGUCAAGUUCAUCAAGGACACGCUGAGUGUGGAGCAGGUCUGUGAGGCCCUGCAGGCUGCAGUGACCUACGGGCAGGCAGACCUCCAGCAGCACUGCCUGGCCUUCAUCGAGGGUUGCACUGCGGAGGUGGUGCGAACACAGGGUUUCCACGAGCUGUCCGACGUGGUGCUGGCGCAGGUGCUGCGCAGCGACCGCUUGGCUGUGGAUGAGCUGGACCUGGUGCAGGCUGUGCGGGAGUGGGCACACGUCAGCUCGGCCGUCCUAGAGCGCCCGGUGCCCGAGGUGGCUGCCCUGCCCGUGCGGGAGCUGCGCCUGCCCUUGCUGGCACCCAGCGAGCUGGUGACACUGGAGAGCCACAACCAGCGGGAUCUGCUCAUCCCGGUGGAGAGCAUCGCGGCGGCCUGGCGGUCCCACGCGCUGCGGAAGGGCAGCGGGGUGCCCUCGCGCCUCUGCCGGCCCCGCCGUGGCACGCGGCCCCGCGACCACCACCGGCACCUGGGCCCACACGCCAAGUAGGGCCAGCACCGAGGUGCCCCCAGCCCGAGCAGGGGGCUUGGGCAGCGGCAGUGCCCCCCGGCCGGGUGCCCUGCAGCGGGGCUGACAUUGCCGUGGCCGAGAGCACCAGUGAAGGGCUGUGCCACAGCGUUGGG